Messenger RNA from Lachancea meyersii CBS 8951, 1104 nucleotides. NCBI's taxonomy places the organism in Eukaryota, Fungi, Ascomycota, Saccharomycetes, Saccharomycetales, Saccharomycetaceae. The record is from the annotation of a GenBank genome assembly.
AUGACCGAUAGCACUAAAUGGGCAAACACUGAGGAUGGCUCGUUCAAGAGACAGGUUUCUUCUUUCAGAGACACCAUCUCUUCUUCACACGCCAUUUUCAAACCCGCCAAGAACCGUUACUGGCUUUACGUUUCGUUAGCGUGCCCUUGGGCGCACCGGACUCUGAUCACCAGGGCGCUAAAAGGGCUCACGUCUGUGAUUGGCGUGUCUGUGGUGCAUUGGAACAUGGACACCAAGGGUUGGCGGUUUUUGCCUUACGAGGAAAACGCUGGAAGCGGAGAAUCCAGUAAAUCUAACGGACCUUUUGGCUAUACUGGCAUUCCUUGCUCGCCCAAUUCAGGACCUACCGCGGGCAUUGCAAACGACUCCACAAGAGUUGGCGUGGACGGCACCAUCGAGCAUAACUAUCACUACAAGCGGAUCAGCGAUCUAUACUACAAGGCCAACCCCGACUACAAUGCCAGAUUCACAGUACCCGUGUUGUGGGAUUUGGAGACCGAAACCAUUGUGAACAACGAGAGCUCUGAGAUCAUCCGGAUUUUCAAUAGCGGUGUUUUCGACGAGUUUGCGGACCAGCAAGUGAGACGCAUUGAUUUGUUGCCCAAGGACUUGGAGCCAAAGAUCGACGAAAUUAACAGCUGGGUCUAUAACAGUAUCAACAACGGGGUGUACAAGACCGGUUUCGCAGAAUCGCAACAGGUGUAUGAGAAAGAGGUUGUCAACGUUUUCGAGCACUUGCAAAAACUCGAGCACAUGCUGCAAGUGAACUACGACAGUGCGGUUAGCAAGUACGGAGAGAAAGAAGCGGUUUCUAAGCUUUUUUUGCUCAAUGAGCAAUUGACAGAGGCGGACCUCAGACUGUAUCCGACAAUUGUGCGGUUCGACCCGGUUUACGUGCAACAUUUCAAGUGCAAUUUGUCUACAAUCAGAGACGGAUUCAAAAUGAUCGAUCUGUGGCUACGAAACCUGUACUGGAAUAUCGAUGCGUUCCGGGAGACGACAAGCUUCGAACACAUCAAGCUCCACUAUACCAGAAGCCAUCCCAGGAUCAACCCAUUGGGAAUCACUCCUUUGGGGCCUAUUCCGGCCAUUCUGCCCUUGUGA